AACAAAGGGGAGUGGGUUACAGAAGAUAGAUCCACGUCUGCGUCAGAGUCCACUGCUGCACGUGGAUAAAGUAACAUGGCAGCGCCCUGUGGUCGCUAUUGAAAAGAUCCAAAUAGCGGUUGUUGAUAGAACCCCAUGGUUGAGCCACCACCAGCAGCACCAAAAAUCAUGGAACCAUCUGAUGACCCCACAGAAGACUCCGCGACCACCAUCGAAAACCCAGAGACCAAACAAGCAGAGGUUGGCAAGUCUGACUCAGAACCCAGCUUGUACAACUACAUCAAAGAUGAGCUCUUCACCUCCGAGAUCUACAAGGUGGAGAUCCAGAACCUGCCUAAGUUUGUGGGCUUCAACGACCUCAAGAAGUUCCUGUCAAGGCACGGCCUCAGCCCGCACAAGAUCAAGCUGUUUGGCAGGCAGACGUUUGCCUUCGUCACCUUCAUGAACGAGGAGGAGCGCGACAAGGCCAUGAAGAUGGUCCACGGCAUGCUCUGGAAGGGCCAGGUGCUCAGUGUCCGACUGGCCAAGCCCAAGGCCGACCCCAUCCAAAGGAAGAGGAAGCAGCAACAGGAGGAGGGAGGUGGACCAGCCGCCAAGAGACAGGACGUGGAGGAGGACAGCGAGCCCUUCAGUGUCCAGAUAGCCAACGUGGUGACUCCUUUGUGGAAGGUGCCCUAUGAGGAGCAGCUACGGCGCAAACAGCAGGAGGUGGAGGGCGUUCUGCAGAGGCUGGCCAAAGAGAUCGGCAACACCAACAAAGCCAUGGCGCCCUCUUUUGCUCAGAAAGGAAAAUAUAACAACAUGUGUUGCCCACUGGAAGACAUUCAACCAUCUCCUUCACUGACGGAAUACAGAAACAAGUGCGAGUUCCUGAUCUCGAUGGGCGCAGACGGCGAGGACAAGACUGUCGGGUUCCGCCUGGGGAAGUACAAGGGGGGCUCCUGCGCCGUGGUGGGGCCAGCCGAGACCACCCACGUCUCUGCCGAGGCCAAGAGAGUGGUUGCUGCCUUCCAGAAGUUCAUCAGGACCACCGAGUACUCUACGUACAGUCCUGAGACGUACGACGGCCACUGGAAGCAGCUCACAGUGCGCACCAGCAGGACCAAGCAGGCUAUGGCCAUGAUCUACUUCAACCCGCAGAAACUUGCAGAGGAGGAGCUGGACGCCCUAAAGAACUCAUUGAGGAAGUUCUUCACAGAAGGAGAGGGGGCAGACAGCGGGGUGACCUCCCUUUACUUUGUCAGAGAAGGUCAAAGGACCGCCCCCAAACCAGAGGACAGCCCCUGUGAGCUGGUGGACGGAGAGAGUUCCAUCCAGGAAGAACUCCUAGGGCUGAAGUUCCGGAUAUCUCCUCAAUCCUUCUUCCAGGUAGAUCGCCACACCAACAGACUUUCACUGCUCUACUCAAAAGUGGGGGAGUGGGCACAGCUGGACCAGGACAGCACGGUGCUGGAUGUCUGCUGCGGCACCGGGACCAUCGGCCUGUCCCUGGCAAAGAGGGUCAAGAAGGUGAUUGGUAUCGAGAUGUGCAAAGAGGCUGUGGAAGACGCUAAACACAACGCUAAGCUCAAUGGUACGACCAAUGUGGAGUUCCACGUGUGGAAAGGCAGAGGAACUUGUUCCCCAAAAUCCUCAAAUGCUCUGGUGUCGCCCAACGUUACCACGCAAUCGUCGACCACGCCCAGAGCCGGCUUACACUCUAAAGUUGUGCUGGCCAUCCGGAGAGCCGAACACCUCAAGAGGCUGGUGUACGUGUCCUGCAAUGCCAAGGCCGCCAUGGCAAACUUCAUUGAUCUGUGCAGAGCACCAUCCAACCGGGUGCGAGCACCUUUCAGGCCUGUGCGCUGCAUGGCCGUGGACCUCUUCCCUCAGACCGUCCACAUGGAGAUGGUUCUGCUGCUGGGAGAGGCUGGACUAACAGCUCCCAGAAAUGCUGCAGACAAGCAGGAAGAGGCUGUGGCCAAGGCCCAAUAGCAUAAGUGGAUGGCAUCGACAUGGCUUUUCUAGAUAACCAAUGCACACUGCUAAUACUGUAAUCAUACGGCUAUAGAUAACUUGCAGGACACAUACCUACUCUUCUUAAUUCGCCUUUAUUUGUUUGUGAUGAAGAAAUUUACGUUUGUUGGAAAUGUUUUUUUAUUUUAAUUAAAAACAACCUGGUUUUGUCAAAA
This is a messenger RNA of Gadus morhua (Atlantic cod), 2171 nucleotides long. It is a transcript of the gene trmt2a, whose product is annotated as tRNA methyltransferase 2A. The record is from RefSeq and is a predicted model, not a curated record. Gene Ontology annotation, molecular function: RNA binding; RNA methyltransferase activity. Gene Ontology annotation, biological process: RNA processing. Lineage: Eukaryota; Metazoa; Chordata; Actinopteri; Gadiformes; Gadidae.